AAUAAUUAAUUUAUAUUAAAAAAACAUUGGCUGGCGUGGGGUUAGUUAAAACUCAUAGCCCAUAGGUGAGCUGGAUCCACACUCAAUACAGCCAAAAUUAAAAUUGAAAGAAAAAAAGGAAAUUUUAAAAAAUUACCAAAAUCAAGAACAAUAAGAGAAACUCCUUCAAUGCCUUUAAUCCCAUAUAAAAAUUGCAGCAAGUUUAUGUUCAUCUUCUUCCCUUUUAUUCUUCCACCCCGAUCAUCCCUAUAAAAAAACAUGGGAAAAAUUCAAUCUUGAAAAAACCCCCUUUCAUUUUUUCUUUUCAGUUUCUUGAAUUUCCGUUGCCCGGCUAUAAAUUGUUGAAAUUAGCAUAUUUCCUAUCUGGGUUGUGUUAUUUGUAUAUAAGUAUUCAGUUUGUGUUCGGUGAUUUUUGAAGGAAAAGAUGCAUCUUGAAGUGAAUCCCGUGCCUUUUGCCGGUUCGACUGCUUCUUCAUGGAAGUCCGGCGGCGGCGGCGGAGUUGUUUCCGACCAGUUUCCGGCGGGUCUCAGAGUUCUUGUUGUUGAUGAUGAUCCCACUUGUCUCAGAAUCUUGGAGAAGAUGCUUCGGAAUUGCCUAUAUGAAGUUACGAAAUGCAGUCGAGCGGAGGUUGCAUUGAAGUUGCUUAGGGACAACAAAGAUGGCUUCGAUGUUGUUAUAAGUGACGUGCAUAUGCCGGACAUGGAUGGUUUUAAGCUUCUAGAACAUAUCGGACUCGAGAUGGAUUUGCCUGUCAUCAUGAUGUCGGCGGACGAUAGCAAAAGGGUGGUGAUGAAAGGCGUGACGCACGGUGCUUGCGACUAUCUAAUAAAACCGGUUCGAAUGGAGGCAUUGAAGAACAUAUGGCAGCAUGUGAUUCGCCGAAAGAAGCAUGAGUGGGGGGACCACAACGAGAAAGACGUCGAACAAUCGGGAAGCGUGGAAGAUGGAGAGAGGCAGCAAAAACAACUAUCCGAAAAUGAUGAUUAUUCUUCUUCGGCUAAUGAAGGGAGCUGUAAAAAUUCCAAGAAAAGAAAAAACGAAGACGAAGAAGGUGGAGAAAGGGAUGAAGAUUCGUCUUCGUCGAAGAAACAAAGGGUUGUUUGGACAACUGAGCUGCAUCAGCAAUUUGUGACAGCUGUUAAUCAACUCGGAAUCGACAAGGCUGUACCUAAGAAAAUCCUGGAUUUAAUGAAUGUUCAAGGCCUUACGAGAGAGAAUGUGGCAAGCCAUCUUCAGAAGUACCGUCUUUAUCUUAGAAGGCUAAGCGGACAGCACCAUAACGGAAUCGGAAACUCGUUUAUGGGUCCCACAGAUGCUACGUUUGGACAGUUGACCUCAGUCAACGGCCUCGAUCUUCAAUCUCUUGCUUCUUCUUCAAGUCAACUCUCGCCACUUGGCAGGUCAACUAAUAGAACCCCUGUUUCUGUGCCUUUAAAUGAUCCAAGAAACAUUUUCUCCUUCGAAAGUCCAAAUAUUAGGUUCGUACACGGUCAACAACAACAACAACACAACGGUGUUAAUCGAGGGAAUUUACUUCACGGUAUUCCGACGAAUAUGAAUAUGCCGAUCCACCCCCACUCAAGCCAAAGCAACUCGCUACUUACACAGAUGGUUCAACCACCACAACAGAGGAACCAGAUUUUCAACGAUGGAGUAUUUGGGCAGAACGGAAUUGACGGUUUUGCCCCUGCGUACACUUCUAUUCCCCAGCCCUCUAGUGUAGUAGAUUUUUCAAGAAGUCAACGCACGUUUUCAACACCUGUGAAUAAUAACUUUGGAAUUGCUGGUCUUGCCUCGUCUAAUAAAGGGAUGCUCCCGCAACACGAUAUUGGAUCGGAAAUCAAUGGCUUUGUUCCUACUUGUGAUGUGUUUACCGAUGUAAAUCAGAAUAAUAAUCGAACAGACGAUUGGGGAUUCCAAAGUGUUGGACCGACAACUUUUGAAGCUCCUCAGCAUUUGAAUGUACAAAGCGGAGGACUUGUCAAUAAUUCGAAUCUCGUCCCACAGAAUAUUCCGUCUGAUAGUUUAUCGAGAAUUAGGGGUGAAAGACUACCGGAUGUGGGAUUUCAGAAUAGCCUCUUUUCCGAUCAAGACGACGACUUAUUGAGCACAUAUAUCAAACAGAAUCAUCAAGACGGUUCGUUUGACAACGAGUUUGGCUUCGACGGAUACCCAUUGGAUGAUCUUCCCGUAUAGCUUACUGUAGUUAUAAGCUCUUUGUACAUAGUUUCCGUCACUUUUUUUUUUCUUUAAAAAAAUUAAUCCUUCAAGAAGUCGAAUCUUUCGUGUUAUUUUUAUUUUUGCAUAUAUCAGGUGGUGGAUCAUUCAUGAUUAAAAACAGAAGGAGAAACGGCACAAGAACGAACGCAUAGCUAUUAUCGGAAACUCCAUUUGCUUUUAGUAUUAGGUCGUUGUAGUUCAGUGAAGAUCGUGGUUUUUCGUGAUUGCCCUUUUUUUUUUAAUUUGGAAUUGUUUUUUUUUUUUUUUAUCAGCUAUCUGUAAAAACCUUGGCUCUUCUCUGAUUCAAUACAAAUAAGCUUCCGGUUU
Erythranthe guttata (spotted monkey flower) is the source of this 2548-nucleotide messenger RNA. The record is from RefSeq and is a predicted model, not a curated record. NCBI's taxonomy places the organism in Eukaryota, Viridiplantae, Streptophyta, Magnoliopsida, Lamiales, Phrymaceae.